This is a messenger RNA of Cladocopium goreaui, 1512 nucleotides long. NCBI's taxonomy places the organism in Eukaryota, Dinophyceae, Suessiales, Symbiodiniaceae. The record is from the annotation of a GenBank genome assembly.
UCUUUUUGGUGACCACCUCCCAGGGCCAUCUGGUCGCCAUGAGUGAGUCUGCCAACUUGGGGAAGUGCCAUCUUGCCACAUGGCAAACAGAAUCUCAAGGUCCUGUGGACGAAGAUGCGGUGAACAAGACCAAGAAUCCCUUGGCAGAGCAAUUUCCUGAUAUGACCUUCCUGAACUCCUUUGAGAUGGUCAUGGGGAACAUCAUCCAAAACCACUCGCGUUCUUCCGGCUGCUCUCGGAGUAGCGAGGUCUUGGCGUCCGGUUGCCUCAGAGCGAACGCGGCCAAACACAUCUACUGGGACCCCAGCAAGGUCAAGGCUGCGAUCGUCACCUGUGGUGGUCUCUGUCCGGGGUUGAACUCCAUCAUCCGCGGGGUCACGAAAUGCCUUUGGAACGACUAUGGCGUUCGACAUAUUUUGGGCAUCACUGCGGGCUACAACGGCCUGAGCGAUCCAGUGAGCCACCCACCGAUCGAGCUCACGGAGAAGAUGGUGCGUGAUAUUCAUAUGAAGGGUGGCAGCAUCAUCAAAGCAGCUAGGGGCGGCUUUGAUGCGGAGAAGAUCUGCGAUAACUUGUCUCGCCUGGGUAUCAACAUGCUCUUCCUGGUGGGCGGUGAUGGUACGCAGUUUGCAGGAAACCUACUCUAUGAGGCAGCACGCAAACGACAACUGCCUGUGAGCAUCGUGGGCAUUCCCAAGUCCAUUGACAACGACGUGGUGCUCUUCGACCGGACCUUCGGCUUCGACACGGCCGUAGCCAAAGCCUCGGAGGUGAUCCGCAACGCCUGGGUGGAGGCCUCCAGCUGCGAGCGAGGGGUCGGCAUCGUGAAACUCAUGGGCCGCGAUUCGGGUUUCGUGGCAAUGCAUGGUGCAACUGCGGCAGAUGUGGUGGAUCUCUGUAUGAUCCCAGAGGUGAAGGUCGAGAUGAAGGACGUCUUGGCGCACGUGGACCAGACGCUGGCGCAGAAGGGCUCCAUGGUCAUCGCCGUGGCAGAGGGGGCUGGGCAAGAGCUGGUGGCCACCGGGGAAAAGGAUGCAACGGGUCAUACGAUCUAUGGCGACAUUGGUGUUCACCUCCGGGAUACCUUGAACAAGCACUUGAAGCCGACUGGUGGCCGCACCUUCUACAUCGACCCGUCCUACAUCAUUCGCUCGGUGCCCAUCAACCCCAACGACCACAUCUACUGCGUGCGCUUGGCCAACGACGCCGUCCACACGGCCAUGAGAGGCUAUACUGGGGUCUGCGUGGGCGCCCUGCACAAUGUGAUCUGCAUGUUACCUUCCAGGUUGAUCGCCACGGGUAAGAAGAAGGUUCGACCCCACAGCAGCUCUUGGCAGGGCUGCAUCCACAUCUGCGGAAUGCCACGAACUCUGUCGGGCCUGGAGGGGAGUCCCCCGGUGAACCGCGUGGGCUAUGGCAACGCCUAGAGAUGGCUCGCUGCAUCCGGGAUGCCGCCAUCCUGGGGGAAAUCGUAGAGCCUGAUAAAUUGAAGGUAACGGCUGAGGAGAAUUC